AUGCAAGACACGAAGUACGAGACCAACAUCAUCCAGCAGCAGCUCGUAAUCAAGCUCUCGUACGGUCCCGAGGAGUUGCGCAUCGUAACUCUCGAGCAGCCCUCCUUCGACCUCCUGGAGAAGAAGGUGGCCACCGUGCUGGGCCUCACCGCGGGCAGCUUCGCCCUCCGCUACUUCGACGAGGAGAAGGACCUCAUCACCGCCUCCUCCGACGAGGAGCUCCAGCUGGCCAUCAACUACGCCGCGCCCUCGGGUGUACUUCGCCUCCAGGUCGCCCCUCGCCAGGCCCAGCCCGGCGAGAAGAGGAGGCGCAGCAGCAAGCACUCCUCGUCGGACCUCGAGGCCGACGUGGACCAGCAGGCCGUGGCGUUCCUGGUCGAGCAGGUGCGCGAGCAGCACGCGAGGGAGGUGAAGCCCAAGAAGUGCGCCAAGUUCCUCCGCAGGACCAACGGCGACGUGGCGCUGGCCCUGGCGGCCCUCGACGCCUGGUGCCUCAAGCGCGUGGCCAAGGAGCUCAAGAAGAAGGAGAAGAAGGCCCUCAAGCACGGUAAGGGUAAGGAAGUCGCGGUCGACCAGGACACCAAGCGCGGCGACGAUGAAGCCGAGGCCAUGACCGAGGAGGAGUCACCCGAGCUCAAGGAGAAGCUCGACCAGCUCGAGGCCAAGGGCUACCCGAAGAGGAAGAAGAACGCCAAGCUGCUGGACAAGUGCGGCGGCGACGUCGAGAAGUUCCUCGAGGUGCACCUGAACAAGGAGGCCAAGCGGGAGGCCAAGCAGGAGUGGAAGCGCUCCAAGAAGUCGAGGAAGUGCGACAAGAAGGCCCACAAGCGCGAGCACAAGCUCGAGAGGAAGGGCAGCAAGGCCGCCUUCAAGCACCACAAGAAGCAGGCCAAGCACGAGGCCAAGCGUCUCAAGCAACAGUACCGCGUCGGCUAUCAGGAGCUCUCCGUCGCCCCGUCGUCGCCCAUGCCCAUCGUUGGCGCCUGA
Messenger RNA from Acanthamoeba castellanii str. Neff, 987 nucleotides. Its product is annotated as PB1 domain containing protein. The record is from RefSeq and is a predicted model, not a curated record. The transcript has a single exon. Lineage: Eukaryota; Discosea; Longamoebia; Acanthamoebidae. Gene Ontology annotation, molecular function: protein binding. Bases 1 to 987 code for a protein of 328 amino acids.